This is a messenger RNA of Trichomonas vaginalis G3, 552 nucleotides long. Its product is annotated as integrase core domain containing protein family. NCBI's taxonomy places the organism in Eukaryota, Parabasalia, Trichomonadida, Trichomonadidae. Gene Ontology annotation, molecular function: nucleic acid binding. The annotation marks the transcript as partial. The transcript has a single exon. The record is from RefSeq and is a predicted model, not a curated record. Gene Ontology annotation, biological process: DNA integration.
AUGAGCUUGAAAGAAGUAUUCGAACAACAUCCAUGGAGGUCAUUUAAGAAGUUCAAUGAAGCUGCAAAGAGUUGGGGAUUUACUAACAGAGCUGAAGUGAAAAGGUUCUUUGACAAAAAUGUUGUACAUCAAACAAAAAUAAACCCUUACGACUACUUUUUACCAAUUUACUCCAACACUCCUGACGCAUACCAAUUUGACACUCUCAUUCAAAGCAGAAAAGGAGGACAUAAACCAUUCCUCAUCUUCAUUAAUGUUAACACUCGUAAAGCAUAUGCAUAUCCAAUGAGGAAUAAAGGAACUCAUGAAGUUUUAAGAGUUUUACAAAAGUUUGUAGCAGAACAUAGCCCAAGUACUUUAACAUCAGACCAAGACAGUGCAUACCUCAGCAAUGAAAUCACAGAUUUUCUCAUUAAGCAUAACAUAACUCACUACACUACUGAAGACCAUAACCAUAACAUACUCGGCAUCAUAAACCGCUUCAUAAGAACGCUCAGAGAUUUAAACCAAGAGCGAGACUUUACCGAAGAAACAAUGAAACAUUUUCUCGAA